ACAACAAAAAUAUUUUAGCUAAUUGGGUUUUAUCUGUUAAAAGAAAAAUGUAAAAGAAACGUUUACUGUUUGUUUAUUGGUCUGUCUUUAUGGUUAUAUGAACGGCGGGUGAUGUUUAGGCUUAGUAUCUCCAAGCGAAAAUCUUCUUUAUAGUUUAUCCUCUCCACUUUCUAUUCAGCACAUUCACAGCGGCUUUGAGCAAUGGCGUCGACAAUAUCUCUGAGUGCUCAGCUGCCAAAUCUCCGAGGAAUUUCUGAUUUGAAGAAACGAAGCAACUUAAAUUUGAUGUCAAAUAUAGUUGGUACACGACUCUCACCUUAUGGUCCUUGGAAAGUUGAAAAAAAUAAUAGAUCUCUUUGCGUUUAUGGUCUAUUUGGAGGAAAAAAGGAUGAGGAGAAGAGUGAUGAUGCACCUUCAAAGGCAGGAAUCUUUGGAAACAUGCAGAAGUUAUAUGAAACUGUGAGGACAGCGCAAAAGGUUGUCCAAGUAGAGGCAGUACGUGUACAAAAAGAACUUGCAGCGGCAGAGUUUGAUGGCUACUGUGAAGGAGAGCUAAUAAAGGUGACAUUAUCCGGGAAUCAGCAACCUAUUCGCACAGAGAUAACGGAGGCUGCAAUGGAAUUAGGACCAGAAAAACUUUCCCUUCUUGUUACUGAAGCUUAUCAGGACGCACAUCAGAAGAGCGUUCAGGCCAUGAAACAAAGAAUGAGUGAUCUUGCCCAGAGCUUAGGCAUGCCCCAGGGACUCAGUGAGGGAUUAAAGUAGACAUUUUAUGUCCGUCGAGCAUCAGUUUUGUGAACACAGCGGCAGCGGGACAACUUAAUUGUAAUCUGACCUCGGCAGCAAAUUCCAUAUUAGUUUUUACUGGUGAACUAAAUGUUUGGGAACGAACCUUGUUCUCCAUCUCUAAAUGUAAAAAAGACAAGCUAUGAUGUUUAUUGUGGUAUCAGAACAAAGAAUCUAAAGAAUGAGAUGAGAACGAGAUUGUCGAA
Messenger RNA from Cucumis melo (muskmelon), 992 nucleotides. Its product is annotated as nucleoid-associated protein At2g24020, chloroplastic-like. The record is from RefSeq and is a predicted model, not a curated record. The transcript is spliced from 7 exons. Lineage: Eukaryota; Viridiplantae; Streptophyta; Magnoliopsida; Cucurbitales; Cucurbitaceae. Gene Ontology annotation, molecular function: DNA binding. The coding region runs from base 202 to 765 and encodes 187 amino acids.